AUGGCUUCUUGUGACACACCUGAUGCAUUUGCUUGGCUUCAAAACCUACCUCCUUUUUCUCAAUGGAAAAGAAACUCAAUGUCCAUGUGUAUUUGCUCUCCAAAUUCAUCACAUCCAUCUUUAAAUUUCUCUAUUACUCGUAGUUCUCAAUCUCCAAACACAUUCACAUUCUCCAUAGUAGCCAGCUUCAAGAUUCCUAUAUCUCUCUUCAUCUCAAAACCUCUAAGAAUCAUUGGCUCUAAUCAAACUAAUCUCCUAAGUGAAAAUAUCAUCUCUACUCUAUUAAUGAGUUUUGUCGACACAGUUCUCAACUAUAACGUCAAAAGAACCACUUGUUCAAUCCAAAUGCAAAACAUAGGAUCCACUUCAAACCUCAAAGACGUUUUCAACCUCGCGUUCUUCACUUUCGUGUUUCUCAUAUGCAUCUACGAGGCGCCCACAAGCCUACGAACAACUUGUCUCAAAACGGUGAAAGAUCAGCUGGUUACUUGUAGGUCAAGGCAGGGUUCUAAGUUGCUCAUGGUGCAACUAGGCUCUAACCUUGAAGAACAAUGGAUGAGGUCGCUCAACCUCGCCAUAACCAAUUGGAUUAUCGAGAUCAGAGCGUCUCAGCAUCUUAAGUCACCUUCUCCUUUGUUUUCGUAUGCUUUCUCAACUCAAGGUUUGUGGAAAGUUCAUAUGUAUUGUCCUGUGAUAGCAAUGGAAAUGGAGAGCGUAAAUAGUGCUUUAACCGACGAAAGAUUAUUCUUCUCGUUGAACUAUCAUCAGCUUGAAGGUGUGAUCCAGUUCAACCACAGGAUUUACGUUCGUGAGAAGUGGUUUAAUAUUGCUGUGAAUAUUGACAAUGUCAGGUGUGACAUAAUUCGACUUGUGAACGAGACACUUCUAUCAGAACGUGGGAUGGGAUUAGAGGAAAAACAUUUUCCAUCAAAAAUAUCAUUGCAACUAACACCAACGGUUCAAUCAAACAUCCUAAUGGCAUCCGCAGAAAAAUCCUCAGAAAACCCAUUGAGACAAUUUGAAGCAGAGAAAGGCAUAGAAGCAACAAUAGAUCCACCAAACACUUUCUUCGGACUCAAAGUCUCAGCCAACGAGACCAAAACAAAAAGCAUGAAACCAUGGAUAUUUGAGCAGUGGGUUCAUGGUUAUACUGCAUACCUCACUUGGUUUCUACAUGACUUUGAUGAUGGAAGAGAAGUUUCAUCCUCUAAACCAUCAAAGGUUUCGAUGAUGAACCCUCGUGCUUGGUUCAAGAACCGGUACACAAAUGCGUUUAGGCCGUUUACAAAGCAAGGAGGAGUCGUGUUUGCAGGAGAUAGUUAUGGACAAAGCGUUUUGUGGAAGGUUGAUAAAAGAGCUAUUGGGAAAGUGAUGGAGUUUGAGGUUAAAGGUUGCGUUUGUUUGACUUAUUGGCCUAACAAGCAUCAUACUUUCUAUAGUGAUACAAGAAAAUUGGAAUUUAAAGAGAUGCUUUACCUCAAUCUUCCUUAGAUUACUUUUUCUUUAAAAUCAAAAUAAACCUUAAUGUAACUUAGAUUUACUACUACUAUAUGUUGUGCUUUAAUUUGGUGGUCUAAUGUGGUGACCUUAGGAAACAUCUUGGCUAUAUAUAAUGAAAUUUGAAGUUUAUAAUA
Messenger RNA from Brassica oleracea var. oleracea, 1634 nucleotides. RefSeq lists its product as uncharacterized. The transcript has 2 exons. The record is from RefSeq and is a predicted model, not a curated record. The coding region runs from base 1 to 1491 and encodes 496 amino acids. Lineage: Eukaryota; Viridiplantae; Streptophyta; Magnoliopsida; Brassicales; Brassicaceae.